Molecule: messenger RNA, 2646 nt
Organism: Leptomonas pyrrhocoris
Lineage: Eukaryota; Euglenozoa; Kinetoplastea; Trypanosomatida; Trypanosomatidae
Exons: 1
Coding region: 928-2646 (572 amino acids)
Source: RefSeq, a predicted model, not a curated record
GAAAGGUGCUCCGGAGUUAUACAUUACGUCCAGGUAGACUUCGCCAGUUUGGGCCUCAACGGGGUUUUUUGUUUUGCGUGCUUCUGCUCUCUUAUCUGUGAGUUUGCGCCAUCAGACAAAACAGGAACUCCUGGAAAAGGAAAAAAGCUUCCAAUAGAGUUGAAAGAUAAGUACGCAUGUAAAGCCAUUUUCUGUAUCUCUACCCCCUCUUCUUUUUUUUUCUUUGGGCACCAGCACAUUUGCGUCAACUUGAUCUUCGUCCCCGUCCAGAAACGGUUUUCAGCGUAAGAGAAAAAACGGUCUACAAAUUCACGAGUUUCCUCCUUUUGUUUUUCUUUCAUUUAUCCUCACACGUGCGUGUUUCUUUUUUUUUGCCUUGUUUUUCAUUGCAAUCAUUAGCCUUUGGUUUUCUUCUUUCUCUCUUUCUCUCUCGGAUCAGCUGAACUGCCUUCGUCGACGUGGAACAGAGCCCCUUAUUACGGCCAUUGAUUAACUGAUUGAUUCAUAUCAUUUAACGGUCGUUGCUCGUCUAUACAACUCGCGCGUGCGAAGAGCCUCUAUUUGGAAUCUAAAGAAACACAUACGCAAAAGAAAAAGGCUGAAAGAGGAGCUCUAACGCAGCGUUGUCUCCCUGCGUCUCAUUUUUCUCUCCUUCAGGGCCCUCCCUCCCCCGUCCAUCAGAAGAAGGUCCAUCAGCAUCAAACAGGGUAACGUUAAUAGCUUUUGUUUGUUUGCUUUGCCUCUCUUUUUUACUACUAUUAUUAUUAUUUCGGUGUUGCUGUGCCUGAGUCGAUUGUGGAGAUUUCUCUUAUUGGUAAAGCGCAUCUUAACCUACUAUUGAAGCAAAGGAGCUGAGAAGAGGAGGAGGAAAAAAACGCAUAUAAUACAAGUAGACAACCGCCGUAUUUUGUUUGUCUUUUUUUUUUCAUGAUGUCCAUGCGAGUUGCGAACACGCCGGCAGCCCGUAAUGGCGCUGCAAAUGAGGAAAACCUGGACGAAAUCCGCGACUCGCUCAACCGCAUCGAGGACGUUCUUAACCGUGGCCAGCACCUUCUGUACGGCGACGACGCGGAGGAGGGCGGCGAGCCGGCAACGGUGACUGUCGCACCCGCGCCCGCCUCCGCCAACCGGAACGGCGGCCACGCCUAUCACUCCUACCACUCCACACCGCAGAAGGGCACCGUGGGCAACUCUUUCUCGUCUGACUUUCAGCAGUCUCCGGCUGCCCACCCGCCGGCGCAGCUGCGGAACGGCACCGCGCAGACGUCCGCGGCGUAUCCGCCGGCGCGCCAGGCCCUUGGGGGAAAACGGGACGCAGAGAGCCCCCACCCCGUCGCUCACGAGAAGGCGCGCCGCCGGCUGUCCGGCAACGCCGCACGUGCCAAGACCGCUCCUGCCAGCCACACCGCCGCCCGCGGGCUGUCCAAGUCGAAGAAAGACGAGGAGGACUUCUCGGCCUCCCUCCGCGCCCGCCAGAUUCAUAAAAUUACAAGGGAAGGCGGCCGCGUGCCCAACUUAGAGGAGGGCGUCGACGACAGCGACACGGCGCAGAACACGUCCCUCGAGGAGCUGAAGGCGCGCAUUCACCGCGAGUUGGAGGAGUACCACCGCAACGGCCCCUUGAUGUACCGUCGUGCGUCGUACCAACGCAAGCAGCGCGCUUCCACCGUCCCUCGCUCUUCGGAACCGGGGCGCACCUCCACCGUCAAAUCGGCCAGUGCGGAGAAGGCGCCGAAGCGUAUGGUGCAGCUGACGACGUCUGCGCUGCAGAAGCAGCGGCAGCGGCAGCAGACAACACCGGCCCGCGGCGCGCCCAUCCGCGACGCCGCCACGCUGAAGAAGUCGUCGAGUCUCCGCGCGGCCUCGAAGCCCCGUGCGGUAUCAGCUGCUGCGCCUGCUGCCACCGUCGCUGCGCCGGCGGCCCGACGUGCGGCCUCGCGUUCGUCCAAGCCGUUCUGGGAGCGGCUGUAUCGCGACGCCGCCGUCCAGCAGGAAAGGCGCGACGCGCGCGUGGAGCAGCGCCGCAUUGAGUUGGAGGCGGAGCGUGCCAAGUACAGCUCGCACCACCGCGCGCGCCCGUCCCCAGCGAAGGCCACCUACAACGCCUACUACCGCAGCCUGCUCUCACCCGCGAACAGCUUGAACCAGUCGCGCGAGAUGAUGGGCAGCCACUCGAGGAUUGGUGAGAGCAGCGUCCCGCCGCAGCACACGAGUUACGUGCCGAAGCGCACGACGGCCACAGGCACCAGCGCCAACACCAGCGCGAAGGCGCCGGCGUCGAGGACGGCAGCGGGCCGCUACGCCCCCAGCGGGGCCGUGACGCGUGCGGGGGUGCGGCAGCCCUCCGCGCAGCCGGCGUCGGAGAAGCCUGCAGGGGCGUCGACGCCGCCGGUGCCGCUUCCGCUGGUGCCGGGCUCGCGCGUGAAGGCGGAGAACGACGCCAAGCGUGACGGCGCCAUCGCGAAGACGCCGAAGCCGGAGGAGGAGAAGGAGACGAAGAAGGCGGAAGAGAAGGAGCUGCCGGUGCCGGAGGAGCGUGACAGGCAGUCCGAUUCGGACCUCGACUGCGACACGGAUGAAGGGCCGCAGAAGGGCUCGCCUCACCCCUACGUGGCCCCGCUUGACCUCACUGCUCUCAAAAAGUAG